Messenger RNA from Eimeria maxima, 1560 nucleotides. RefSeq names its product WD-40 repeat protein, putative. The record is from RefSeq and is a predicted model, not a curated record. Gene Ontology annotation, molecular function: protein binding. The transcript is spliced from 10 exons. Bases 1 to 1560 code for a protein of 519 amino acids. Lineage: Eukaryota; Apicomplexa; Conoidasida; Eucoccidiorida; Eimeriidae.
AUGGCACUGAGAGCCCGACAGGAGCAGCAGCUCCAUCUGGCCAUUGCCCUGUACUUAGAGUCAAAGUUCCCGGAGACGCACAAAGCAUUCGAAAGAGAGGCCCAUAUUGAUUUUUCAGCUGCCACCUCCAGUACCAGGGGGGAGGAGAAGUUCGACAGCGAAACUUUACCCAAGCGGUGGGCUGCAACGGCUCGCCUACAGGCCCGCGUGACAGUGCUGCAGCAUCAGCUACAACAGCAAGGGCAGCAGCUGAAUCUGUUCACAACUGCAGCGGCAGGGUCGGGAAGCAAGGAGGCUGCCGGGCUUCCAAGUCCUAAGCCGUCCAGUGUUAUAUCUGCACAAAGACAGCCUCUUAUUUGCUGCGCAUUUCACCCGCUUCUGCCGCAGCUUUUGGCUGGGGCAGACGACGGCAACGUUCGUGUCAUCGUCAUAGAGGGGAGCAGCACUGCUGCGGCUUCGCGCACAUUCAAGGCCCACAAUGCCUCGGUCACAGGGUUGGCUUUCGACUCUUCGGGUCGCUGGUUGGCCACCUGUUCUACCGAUAUGACGAUUCGGCUAUUCGACGUGCAGACGUCGUAUACACUGAAGCAGACCUUGCGCGGCCAUAACGAUUCUGUCUCAGCAGUUGCCUUUCUUUGCCUUAGCCAAAGCAGCAAAAUCCCCGUUGGUUCGCGUCCAUUGCAUCUUCGCAACGGAGGCAGUUUGGCAAGGGAGGCUGAAGGAGCUGCUGCCGCUGUGUCCGCUGACGCUAGUCCCUGCAUAGUGUCCUGUUCUCGCGACGGCAGCGUGAAGUUGUGGGACGCGGAGUCAGGGCUCUGUCUGAAAACAUUUACAGCCACAGACGCCUCUGGGGGAUGGGGAGCAGCAGGAUCAGGGGGAGGCUCGUGGGUGCGCUGUUUGUGCGUCCCCGAGGCGAAGCUGAAGCCUGCUCCUUUCUUUGCAUCUGGUGGGAACGACCAAAGGGUUGUAAUUUGGAGGCCGGACUUCUCUUCAGCUGUGCGCGAACUGGUGGGCCAUGAACAUGUCGUUGAAUCGGUCAUAUUCGCUACAGAGGCGAUGCUGCGUUACAUGCACCGGCACAGGAAAGCUCCUCCUCCUCUGCCUGCUUCAAUGCUGGACAUGAAAGCCAUGGCCGACGCCGAACGCGAGGGGAAUGACACUCACGUCCUGCGGCUGGCCGGUUUGGUUUUAAUUUCGUCCAGCCGCGACAAAACAAUAAAAAUUUGGGAUGUGAUUGGAGGCAGCUGCAUGCAAACCCUCAUUGGCCACGAUAAUUGGGUGCGACAUGUUGUUGUACAUCCGACAGGAGAGCACAUUAUCUCGUGCAGCGACGACCGAAGCAUACGCACUUGGAACAUUUUAACAGGCGAUUGCGAGCGGACGAUUGAGAAUGCCCAUUCACAGUUCGUGACGAGUUUGGCUUACGACUUGAAGACCGAUGUCUUGGCUAGCGUUUCGUUAGAUGCAACAGCCAAGCUCUGGCCUUGCCGAGACUCGUGCGGCAAGGAAGCUACUAAAGAAGAUGCCAACGCAUUGCCGGAGCUGAAGGCCCGGACUUGA